AUGGACACCAACUGGAGUUCGCCUCACCAUUACCCUGGCAAGCCGAACACCACAUACGGGCCCGACUGGCAGGACUACUUCCUGGUCAAGGACUCGCUGCCCAACAUCACCUUUCCUCUGGGCCGCUCGUAUGCGGGCUCCAUUUCCACCAAGACACCCGGCUUCAAGAACAACUCAGCGUUCUUCUGGGGAUGGGAGAAGACGGAUGGGUCGAUCGUGUCCACCAACAACACCGACGAACCGUGGGGUAUGUGGCUCGCGGGUGGGCCCGGUUUCUCGUCCAUCGCCGCCAUGCUCCUCGAGAACAUGGGUCCGAUUCAGGCCAACGCGACCGGUUUCUUCAAGAACCCGUACUCGUGGACCCAAUUCGCCGAUUGGUUCUGGGUCGACGCGCCGGUUGGUGUUGGCUACUCCACCGUCGCUCAGGGUGGCUGGGCGACGGACGAAGAGCGCGUCGCGGCAGACUUCCUUGGCUUCGUCGACAACCUCACCAAGGUGUUCCCGGGACUGAAGACUCGUCCUUUCCAUCUUGCCGGCGAGUCGUAUGCCGGGAGGUUUGUCCCGUACAUCAUGAAGCAGUACUUCUCGAUGCCUAAGGACAAGCGCCCGAUUAAUCUUGCCAAGAUUGCGGUCAGCAACCCUGGCUUACAGUCGGCGAACGAGUUCGAGUUCCUUCCCAUCUCGCACGUCGUGGAGACAUACCCCCAGCUCAUCGGCUAUGACACCGAAGUCUAUGACUACGUUCGCGAGCAGACGCACCUCUGCGGCUUCGACCUGAACUUGACCUACCCUCAGACUGGUGGCAAGUUCGACACCAUUCAUCCCAAGAUCGGUGCCAUCGGCGGUAAACUCUCCGCACGUUCCGUGCCAGAGGAGGCGCCCGCUGCGCCGUACAAGCACCGGAGCUUCGUAUCUGAGCUGCGAGAACGAGCUUCUACUCGUGAUGCCGAGCUUGCCGGAGCUGAUGUCGAGAAGAGGGUGCCCAAAGGCUUCAACGCGACGUUGACGGGCAAGGUCAACGAGUGGUUCGGAUGCGACUUGCGCGACCUGGUCCUGAGCUACGCCAUCAACUACACCUACCCGUGGAACGCGAACUUUGGCGAGUUCGACUACUUGGAGCUGCCGUACAGCAUCAACCCCAUCACGACGUGGAUCCACCCGCACCACUGGAUGAACAACAAUGUCACCCGCAACGCGAUUCAUGCGCCACACAACGCCAUCUGGAGGGUGACAUUCGACUACGCUUGGGGCGGUAUCCCUGGUGCUCCCGACAUCAGCCCUCCUCCCAUGAACUUCAUGGACGACCUUGCCGCGAACGCUACCGAGAACAACGUCACCAUUAUCUGGUACUCUGGUAACGACGAUGCACUCACUACCCAUUGGUCCACCGAGAUCGUCAUCCAGAAUACCACGUUCGGCGGCAUUCAAGGUUUCACGGUCAAGCCCAACACUUCCUGGUUCGACGACGAGGGCGAGUACGCGGGCGUCGUCCGGCAAGAGCGCGGCUGGACGUAUGUGCUCCUCGCUCACGCCGGGCACCAGACGCCGGUCGAGAACCCUGGCAAGACGUUCGCGUUCGUGCGCCAGUUCCUCAUCGGCAACUCGACCAUCGGCCUCGUCGAGACGAAGGAGGACGGGAGUGUGUACGUGCACGAGGCGACUACACCGAGCGGCGCGGCGGUCCCGACGCUCCUGCCCGACGGCGUGCUCGUCGGCCAGAAGGGCAUCUACGACAAGGGCACGACGGUCACCUGGCCGAGCGCGACGAUUGAGGCGUGGGAUCACCAUCUCAGCACCGUCCUCGAGGCGUGGGCGGCGGCGACGCCGACGAGUAUCGCGGCUACGACAGAGCACCACACAACCAAGACGUCCUCGACCCACCACGCCUCGAGCACCAAGACCUCGUCGACUCACCACGCAUCGAGCACCAAGGCAUCCUCGACGCACGCCACGAAGACGUCCACGAAGACCUCGUCGACGCACCACACCACGACCACCUCAACCUCCGUGACGGCCUCGUCUACCAAGGCGUGA
Punctularia strigosozonata HHB-11173 SS5 is the source of this 2034-nucleotide messenger RNA. Its product is annotated as alpha/beta-hydrolase. The transcript is spliced from 9 exons. Gene Ontology annotation, molecular function: serine-type carboxypeptidase activity. The coding region runs from base 1 to 2034 and encodes 677 amino acids. The record is from RefSeq and is a predicted model, not a curated record. Gene Ontology annotation, biological process: proteolysis. NCBI's taxonomy places the organism in Eukaryota, Fungi, Basidiomycota, Agaricomycetes, Corticiales, Punctulariaceae.